GUUAUUUCUUUCACUUCUUUGUUUCUCCUGCUUUUAUUGUUGGGUUUCUGCUUAUCUUGCAUUUCCAUCUCUGGAUUUCUUGUAACUCUUUCUCUCUCUGUUCCGUGCAAGAAAACCCCAUGGAAUCUGGCUGAUUAUUUGGUGUUUGAUCCAUUAUAUAGACCUUUGAACCAAAGAAACCAGACACAUUCUACUUGUAAAGUGAGAACAUUGCGUGCAAAUCUCAACUGGGAAAUUUGUGGGUAUUUGAGAUUUGAGAUGGGUGUGACUGGGGAUGGAAAUGUCUUUUCACUUCACUUGCUUUUCCUUGAUUCAUGAUUCUUGAGUUGAAUUUCAUCAAAUAAGGAGGGUUGUUAGCAUCAAAACUCACUUUUUGUGCUUGAUUUGGUAAAAAGGGGAAGUAAGAAAUGGAAGCAGGGGUGAAUUAUAGGAACUGGGCAGAUCUGUUGCCCGAUGCACUUGGUUUGAUCUUCAGCAACCUUUCUCUUCAAGAAACUCUCACAAUCGUCCCAAGAGUCUGCAAAUCAUGGAAUCAAGCAGUGUUGGGUCCUUACUGUUGGCAAAACAUCAACAUUCUUGACUGGAGCUACCGGUCAAACCCUGAUCACAUUGACCAUAUGCUCCGACUCCUUGUUACCAGAAGUGGUGGCGCCCUCCGGGAGAUCACUGUCUCCGGCAUCCUCAAUGAUCUCACUUUCUCAUUUCUCGCAGAUCAUUGUCGAUCACUACAAACACUCCAAAUCCCAAGAUGUAACAUAAGUGAUACGAUUGUGGAACAAAUAUCUACAAAGCUAUUGGCUGUAACCUUCAUGGACUUAAGCUACUGUCGCAAGAUAAGUGCACGUGCACUAUCUGCUAUCGGAAAAUCCUGCAAGUCUCUGGUGGGAUUCCGGCGAAACAUGCAUCCGAUUGACAUCCAAGAGCGGCGGCCGCAGGCGGAGGAGGCGGUGGCAAUUGCCGCCACCAUGUCCAAACUGAAGCACCUUGAAAUUGCGUAUAACUGUGUUGACACCAAGAACAUUGUGGAGAUCAUUGAGAAGUGUAAGGAGCUUGAGUUCUUGGAUGUUAGAGGGUGUUGGGAUGUGAAACUUGAUCAAGAUUGGCUGGAUAAGAGGGCUGUAAUGGUUAAGGUGUUGGGCCCACAUGUUGUGGAUCAGUUUGAAGGUCAUAGUUGCUCGGAUUAUUCGGAUACGGAUUCGUUUUAUGAUUAUGCGAGUUUGGAUGAUGGGCUAUGGGAUGAUGAUGAUAUUGAUGAUGAUGAUAUUGAUGAUGAUGAUGAUGAUGAAGACAGGGUUGGAGGGAGGUUAGAACUUAGGUUUUAUGAAGGGUUUAAUGAGAACUAUAGUAAUGGUUGGGUUUGAGGGGUUCUGGAAAUAGUAAUGUUAUAUUCGUCUCAACUUAUUUAUAAAAAAAUAGUAAUGGUUGGGUUUGAGGGGUUCUGUUAAAAAAUAUUUUUAAGAGACACUUGACGCAAUACUGAUAAAAGUCUAAAUGUGUAUUUAGACUUUUAUCUGUCAAGUGUCUGCUAAAAAAAAUAAGUUUAGAAAGAUAUAACAUUACAUUACUUGCUAGAAACCGCAUGUUUCUAAGUACUUAAAAAACUUUUCUUGUAUGUCGAUUAUUAUGAAUGAUGUUUGAAGUUUUGUUUAUCUUUGUAAGUGGGAAUUACUUUUCCUAGGGCAAAAAUGAUUGAAUCUUGAACAUUAUGUAUUGACUUGUAUCUUAUGCAGUAAAAGUUAUAUAUUGUUAUGG
Molecule: messenger RNA, 1752 nt
Organism: Lactuca virosa
Lineage: Eukaryota; Viridiplantae; Streptophyta; Magnoliopsida; Asterales; Asteraceae
Source: the annotation of a GenBank genome assembly